GCUGUUCAUAUAUUGUUGAGAGACGUUUUACACGUACCAACAGCAGGAAAUAACCUACUCUCUAUAAGUCGGCUCGACAAACAAGGUGGAAGAGCUAUAAUUGGAAAAGGGCAGAUUAGUUUGCUCGAUGAAAAACACUGUACAAUAGCCACCAGUCGACGAGAGAAUAGACUGUACUUCUUGGAC
Suillus plorans is the source of this 186-nucleotide messenger RNA. RefSeq lists its product as uncharacterized. NCBI's taxonomy places the organism in Eukaryota, Fungi, Basidiomycota, Agaricomycetes, Boletales, Suillaceae. The record is from RefSeq and is a predicted model, not a curated record. The annotation marks the transcript as partial. The transcript has a single exon.